This is a messenger RNA of Corvus hawaiiensis (hawaiian crow), 6737 nucleotides long. RefSeq lists its product as uncharacterized. The transcript has 8 exons. Gene Ontology annotation, molecular function: zinc ion binding. Bases 196 to 3081 code for a protein of 961 amino acids. Lineage: Eukaryota; Metazoa; Chordata; Aves; Passeriformes; Corvidae. The record is from RefSeq and is a predicted model, not a curated record.
ACCCCCACGGCCGGGCGGCACUUCUUGGGAAGUUGACGGCUGGAAGCGGUGUUUGGAGCGGGGCGCUCCCGGUUUCUGCGGCAGGCCGGCCGGCCGGCCGGCCGCAGCCUCUCGGUGCCGUGGAGGUGGAAGCAGAAGGAAGACUGGGGCCCGGAGCAGCAGGAGCGGCGGCCUCUCGUUCUCUCGCCGGCGCUGAUGGAGGCGAGCCUGACGUGCGCCGUGUGCCUGUCGCUGUUGGAGGAGCCGGUGACGCUGCCGCUGUGCUCGCACAACUUCUGCCGGGGCUGCGUGGUAGAGUGCCUGGCCUCGGCUGAGGCCGCCCGCCUGCGGCAGCUGCAGCGGAGCCCGGGGCAGGCCCGUCUCGGCCGCGGGGCGCCGGGCCCGGGCCCGGGCCCGUCCUGCGGCCGGGUGCCGUGUCCGCUGUGCAGGAAGUUGUGCCCUCUGCCCCGCGGCGGCGUCGCCGCCCUGCCCGUCAACACCACCCUGGCGGAGAUAGUCAAGCUCUACCGGUCCGGCGCGGCGGGCGCCGCCACGGCCGGGGAGGCGGCGCUGGGGCCGAAGCCGGGGUCGGACCUGGUCUCCCCGCAGGCGUUCGGAGGAAGCUGCCAGAAACACCCGAGCCGGCCGGUGCAGCUCUACUGCCGCAUGUGCCGGCAGGCGGGGUGCGGGCAGUGCGUCUCCGAGGAGCAUCAGGGCAUCUUCCACUCUGUCAAUCUCAUAGACACGGUGUACCAGGAAGAGAAAUUAACCUUCUUUAGCACUCUGAAACAAAUGAGGAUAAUAAAUGAGAAGCUGGUGAAUGAGAUCUCAAAACGACCGACUCAUACAGAUAUGAUGCUGAAAAAUGAUACCGAGAUAAUUGAGCUGAAAUUUGGAGAAAUUUUCAAAACUCUAGAAAUGAAAAAAAAGCAAUUACUAGAAGAUCUUGAAAAUCAAAGAGUUAAAAAAGAGAAAGAAUUUCAGAUUUGGAAGAAAAUGAAAGAAACUCACAAGAAGACUAUUGAGAAUUUUUUGAAGGAUUGUGAAAAGCUUGUCCAUGAGUGUGAUCCUCAGUGUUUCCUGGAGGUGGCCUGUGGCUUGAAUACAAGAAUGAAAACUCAGCUUGAUGUGAUGAAUAUAGCAUCCAACUGGGAAAAACCACCAGUGUAUAUGCCAAAGACGAUAGAUAUCAAAUCUGUGGUUAAUGAAAUCUUAGCAUUGGAGUUAGCACCUGUUAAUGCAAGCAUUGUUCAAGAGCUACCUUAUGAAGGAAAUGAGAGCUCAACUCUAUUUAAAGAUACCUUAAAGCAGUGGCAGGACCAGAAGAAUAUGCCCGGCACGUUUCUUCCUGUAGCAGGACAGGAUGAAGCAGACGGUAGCAGGAUCCCCACUCGAUUUAUGUCAAUAUCAGAAAUGUCAGCAUUUCAAAAUAUGAGUCAUGAGGAGUUACGUUACAAAUACUAUAUGGAACUUCAGAAGCUCUCCAAUGUGUUUAAGACUCCAAAUUUCCCUGCAAAUAAAAAGUAUAAAUUUGUAACUGCUGACACCUCCAAGGAUAAGUCCUCAGGAACUUCUUCUAUGUCUUCACCUACCAAAGCAAAUAACACAGAUAAAAUAAAAAUGGGAAUUCUACGAAGAGCGGAUGGCUUUGACAAAAGAAGCUUUUCUGGAAGCAGUGCUCAUAGCAUUCCACCCACAAAUAUGAUUUUUUCUGAAACAAAUGGUGACUUAAAAUUAUUUCAUGAGGGAAGUGCGCAGGAAGUGUCUGCUCCAGCCUUGUCAGAAACCUCUCCAGACUUGUUAGGUAAAGAAAAAUUGCCAAGACAAGCAUCAGCAGGUACUGUUUCCAAUAAAAUUGACUCAAAUUCUAGCACUUCAUCAGACUUUAAGCCAGCAGCAACAGUGGCUGUUACUGUUUCAAAUUCAGAAUCUGUAGAUGUUUCAGCAGAGAGACCUUCAGGUGUACCUUUUACUUUCAAUGCAUCUAACAACUCAUUACCAAGAUUUAGUAAAGGUAGAGGUACAUUUUCCUUUAAAAAGCAAGACAAGAAAUGUGCUUUCCCUCAGUUUUAUUUAGGGAGAUGUGAUAAGCUGGAUAAAACCAAUAACCAGGAUAAUUAUGGUCCUGAAACCAAAAACGUAGUUUGUGAUGCUUCAACCAGUCCUAAUUUAGACUCAGCAGAAAGUGAGAAACCACACGUUUUGUUUCCCUUUGGCAAUUCAGAAGGCAGCUGGUUUGCAGGAUCAGAAGUCAGCAAUUCAUGUACGGUGUUACCAUUAUCAUCAUAUUUUAGCCAAACUGAGAUGCCAUCUGACAAAAAAAGAUUAUCUCAUGUGAGGGAAAAAACACCCUGUGCAAAGGAACCUGCAGGAUAUGGUACACAGAAACCACCUGUCGUAGGGCAACAAAAACCUCACACUUCAGAAUCCAGCACAACUGUAGCUUGCAGUACUUCAGAAACCAACACUGGAGCUGGGGUGAAUGGUGUCUCCAAGACGCCCCUUCCCACCAGUAAUUUUUCAUUUUCUUUUAAAACUAACUUUCCAUUGCCUUCACCAGUAUUUUCAUUUGGAGGCAUUGUCAGAAAUACCUCUGAUUUGCUGACUUCUUCCAUGUUUUUUUCUGGAAACGGAACAGAAAAAAUGGAUAAGGAGAAGAUGAAAUCUCCUGACAAAACACUUCUGAAUCUAGAGAAACCUGUAUCUUCAGAGUGUGCAGAGCCUGCUUUUCUUCAGGGUCAUUCAAAAUGUGAAGGCUCAUGUUUGCCUGUGAACUCAUCUGAAAACGCUGGAAGUGCAGAAACGCUUGGUGAUGGUAACACUCCUUAUCAGCCGUUAUGUUCAGGAGUCCUUCCCGCUGAAUGUGAGAAUGCAUCUUCCACUCAACUCAUUACAGCAACACAACAAGAAAAAAAGGAAAAAGAUGAAAAAACUAUUGCUGAAAACAACUGUGUGUGUCCUAGAAGGGAGGAUAAACCUGAGCCUGUACAGUUUCAGAAUACAGCUUGUUCUGGCACAUGCAGUGAUCCAUCUUUAGGAGGUUCUGUGCUUGCAGUAAGUGAGACAGGAAGAAUCCUAAAAGACAGCACUUCGGACACUUAAGAGCUAAGUCAAACAUCUGUCUCUACUGAUACCAGCCAUGCAUCAGAAUAUUUUUCUGUUGCUGAAGACAAAAUGUCUACUAGAAGAAAAUCACAUGUGAAGAAAGACUGGAAAGAAAAAGAAGCUGGAAUUCAAUAAAUACUACUUAAUACAUUUAAAAGGUGGGGAUACUUGUGAUUUUACAGCUGUUCUUCUCCCUGAUUCUUGCCAGUUGAGGUAUUUCUGUGUUGGAAAUGAAACUGCUUAUGAGCAGUACAAUGCAAUGAAGUGAUUUUUAUAGUAUACUCACAAACUGAAGAAACAACCAAAAUUUUCAUGUCCUGAUCAAGACCAAAGCAUAGCCAUAGAUGCUGCAUCUUCAAGAGCGCAAACCUUCUGGGGUAUGUUUCAGGGGUGGGGAACUGAGGUGUCCCAGAAAGCGGGUUGGGUGGAGCCUCAGUGGCAGGGGGCAGUAAAUUGUUGUCUGGGUACAGCAGCACUUGCACUUAAAUGGUAAGAGAACAGCCAAGACAUUCACCUCAUGGGCCGGGAGGGAGGAGAGCCACAACAAAAAGAAAGGAUAUUGAAGGCAUUACAGAAAAUUGUUUUGCCUAUCUCCCCUUGGCUGUUCCCUUUUUCUGUGAUGUGUUUAAUGUAUAUUGAAGGUGUAAGUUCUAGUGUAAUUUCAAUAAUUUGUUUUGUGCUUUUGAAAUGGAAGCAUUGCAUCAGUGUUCUUGUUAAACAUUGCAGAAGGGUGUCAGCUACACUUCUGAAAUCCUGCCUUCAGGAAAAAGAAACAUCACAAUAAAAUUUCAGCUCUUUCUGGCAACAGUUUGGGAAUACUUGGACAGAUAUUAACUUGCUGUAUAAGUGAAAACUUUUGGAGAAUCUAGCUUUUAAAACACAAAAAUUCUCUUCUAAAAUCUGUGUAACGACAAGACAAAAGGAAAACAGUAGUUCUCACUGUAUGUAUUAAUGAUUUAGAACUCAUGGAAAUUUUAGUCCAUGAAAAUCAAUACAAAGGGUAAAAAGACCAUCAUUUCUACUUUGCUGGCUAUUUUGUUGGAUCCAAGAGAUAAUUGUGCUUUAGUUAUUGGAAUACACAGACAGUAGUACUGUUUCAGAAUAAAGCUGUAUUUUGUUUCCUGUUCAUGCUUCAGCAAAAGCUGAUGCUAGAUUUUAAAGAAAUUCUGUAUUAGAUAGAUACGUCAACUGGCAAGUACUAAAUCAAAAUGCAGAAUAUUUGAUAUUCCUUCAAAAGUUUUCACUGGCAAGCAGAAAAGUCAAUAAUCUGCAAAUUACCUCUGUAACUCUGUAAGAAAAAUAUUACUUAAAUUUAAAUCUCUGCAAUACUUACUAAUAUACUUACUGUGACAUAAUACUUAGGGAAACUUGUUUCAGGAAAUGUUGACCUAAUUUUGUGUUCAGUUCUUGGCCUCAAUUUUCUUGUGGCAGUUUCCUUUAUUAAAUGUGCUGAAAAAAUAGUUUCUAGUAUUUAUAACAAUAAUACUACUUUUCUGUCUGCAUUACAAUAAGGAAGGUAGUGAAAAUUCUCUUUAUGGUUAGUCUUUUAGUUCUUGAUGCUUGUCUCUUAAAUCUUACUGUAUUUCAGUUUUCUCCUAUGAUUUUCUUCUGCUGUUAUCUCUAUACAUUCUUGUCAUGUUCUGCAUGUGUAGGAGAGAAAUGUUAAUUCAAAUCACUGAGGUAACAAAGGCUGAGCGAGAUGAUAAUGGCAGAAAGUGUCACAGGUGGAGGUUGGUCUCACUAAUAAAAGCAAGAGUAAUGGAACAAUUUUAGAGUCAGAUGAGGCACCUGUGAAAUUCAUUGCCAGAAAGUUGCAGAGAAUUUUUUUUCUUCUACAGUGACAAUAAAAUUCUUAAUGAGCUAGGGUUAAUCAGAAGCCGUAGAAGUUUCUGUAGCUUACAUAUUUUCAACCUGUCUUCUGUUCAUUUCUGUUAUUUCAGGAGAGUUUGAUAAACUUUCAUGCAGAUGCUUUGUCUCUUAGUGAGAAGACACCAUCAUAGAAUCAUAAAGCAAAUAGACUACUAUACGCUAUUUUUGAAAGUAGAAGUUGUGGGUGUGGGGGUUCGCUACAGUCCUAGGACUGCUUUUCAAGCAUUGUUGUCCAAGUGCCUUAUAGCUCAGCAUUAAGGUUUGACAGGGCAGGCGAGAUUCACACAGAAAUCCCCAACAACAGAGACGCUCGCCCAUUCCCUUGGCUGCACUAGGCUGACCCAGAAGGGAGCCCUUCCCCUGUUCCCUGAAAAUAAUGUGAGGUACAGAACAACCUCAGGGUCCUAGGCAGGCCUCCUCCUGACUACUGUAAAAAUUAACCCUGUCCUGGCUGGAAGCAGGACAGUGGUCUUGGAUGAAGACUAGAGCUGAUUCAAAGAAAUGGGGUUCAGAGUUGUCCUUAAUGCACGUUUUACUUAUUAUCCAUAGAGAAUAACUUACACCACUAUCUUGGUCAUCAUCAUAAAAUUCUGUGUGGUGAUGAGGACUGUAGUCAAAGCCUCCCUUUCUUAGGUUAUCUAAACUUAGGUAUGUGUGUGUAUAUAUUUUCAGAUUACAGGUAAACAAAAGGGCAGUGUUAAACUCUGAAGUGUUUGUUUGAAAAUACUGCUGAGAACUUUGCCCUUCCCAGAAAAAAGACCAACAAAACAACAAAAAAAAAAUCCAGAAAAAAACCCAAAAAAAGGAAAUUACAUAUUUUACUAAACUCAGUAAUUUGUAUUACACAGUUCUGGAUCUUCCUGACUCCUUAAGAUACAAGAGGUGAAAAAUGAAGCAAUUCUACAUAUGGUUGGAACAUUAUAUUAAUCAAACUUUGCUGUACUGGUAUAAAGCCCUCUAUAUAUUUCAGAUUUUGUAAACUAAAUUUCUGGGCCACUUUAAAAGCUUUUAUAGUGGUUCAUGAAGAUACUACUUCAUGAUUUAAUAGAAACCUUGGAAAACAGUUACAACAAUUUGUUUGAUUAUAAUUGCCAAAGUACUUGCUGAACAUACUUCCCAAAGGAGCUGAAAGUUUCUAGUGCUGUCCUGCUGAGAGGCUAACCUUGCUAGCUGUCAGAACUGCAAUGUUUGUUCAAUAUAUAUCUGAGAGCUAUAGUAACAUGUAUGCCACUGCCUGAAAAAAAAGUGCAACUGAAAGGUAAAGUACAAUUACUCAGUUUUGUAACUAUUAAAAAAAUUAAAAUUUAUUAAAAACAAUUGUUUAGUUGACAUUAGAGCUGUUAAAAUGUCAAUUUGUAAAGGUGAACUUCCUAAAGUAAACUUUGCAUUAUUUUGUAUUAUUGAUUUGUUGUUUAUUGUAUUAUUGGUUAUUAACUAAAGCUUUAUUCUGAAAUUAUAUUUGGUAACUCAGGUCUAGUAACUUUCUAAUUCAAAGACUGCUGAUCUGUGUGGUAAGAGUAUUAUGUACUGCUUGCUUUGGUUGGUUUUUGUUCUUUGGGUAACACACUUAGUUUCUCUAUAUAGUCUCCUUCCACCUGUUUAAAUGCCAGUAGAACAUUCUCAUUUGGAUUAUCACACAGUUCACUCUGACUUGUUCUGGUUAAAAAAAAAAAAGGCAUUGUUCCAUUUUAACUUGCUUUUAAAAAUGAAGUAUAUAUUCUAAAAAGCACAAGUUUAUCAUACCAAAUAGAUUUAAUGAGGAAUUAAAAAUCCUUGAGUGUGUA